Molecule: messenger RNA, 441 nt
Organism: Glycine soja
Lineage: Eukaryota; Viridiplantae; Streptophyta; Magnoliopsida; Fabales; Fabaceae
Product: zinc finger protein ZIC 2-like
Exons: 2
Coding region: 1-441 (146 amino acids)
Source: RefSeq, a predicted model, not a curated record
AUGUUGUUGGAUGAAAUUGUGGGUGCUCCCACCGUCCACAAGGAGGAGCACAGCUUGCCCGAAGAUGAUGCCCGGUUAUUUAUAAAAGAAGAAGCUGGGUCAUUGGGUUCGUCAUCCGCCGCGAUAAGAAGGAAUACCCUAGAGGGGCAGCGAUGCCCUCUGUGGUAUUGUUCGUCGCAGGUGAAACAAAGUCCUCGCUCCCGGCGUGAGGCAAUCUCCUCGGGAGAAAGGCGUUUCAGGGUUGGGGCCGCGGGUUUGGGUGGAAGUGGUGUGGGCUGGGUAGGGGGAGGUAGGAGAGGGGGUAACGGUGUCGGGCGAGGAGGUGGGAGUAUCGGGGCUGGUGGAGGGCGUGGUCACGGCGGGGGUGGACGGUGGUCAAGGAGUUUUUCUUCUUGCAGGCAGGCAAGACCUGCAGCUUGGGCCAGCGUCAACGGCUGGUGA